GCCUGUAAAAUGUGAAACUAACACAGUCACUCACACUGAGUUGAGAAAAUGGCACAGAAAGCUCUAUAUGAGGAAACCAUCACAUGUUCCAUCUGUUUGGAAAUAAUGAAGGAUCCGGUGACUAUCCCCUGCGGACACAGCUACUGCAGGGACUGUAUCCAAACUCACUGGGACCAGAAGCAAAGGUACAGUUGUCCACAAUGCAGAGAGUGUUUUGUCCUCAGGCCUAUCCUUGUCAAGAGCACAGUGUUAGCUAAUAUAGUGGAGGAGCUGAAGAAGGCAAGGUUAACAGAGCCCCCUGCUCAUCACUGCUACGCUGUUCCUGGAGAUGUGAGUUGUGAUGUGUGCACUGGGAGGAAGCUGAAGGCUGUCAGCUCCUGUCUGCAGUGUGUGGUCUCUUAUUGUGAGACUCACCUCCAGCCUCAUCGUGAUGUGGAAGUACUACAGAAACACCAGCUGGUUGCACCCUCUGACAAACUCCAGGAAAACCUCUGCUCUCUACAUAACGAGGUGAAGAAGUUGUUCUGCUGCACAGAUCAGCAGCUCAUCUGCUCACUCUGCUCUGUGGAUCAGCAUAAGGGCCAUGAGACAGUGUCCAGUGCAGUAGAGAGGGACCAGAGGCAGACACAGCUCAAGUCUCUGCUACUCCAGAGCCUCCAGGACAAAGAGACAGACCUGAAGAAGCUUCAACAGGAUGCCCAGGACAUCAGCCACUCUGCCCAGACGGCGCUGCAGCAAAGUGGGGAUAUGUUCACUCACAUGGUCCUUCUCCUGGAGGAAAGACGAUCUGAAGUGGAGCAGCAAAUCGAGUCUGAGCACAAAACCAAACUGAGUCAAGUCCAAGACCUCCAAGACCAAGUGCAGCGGGUCAUCUAUGAGCUGAAGAGGACCAUUUCUGAGGUGGACACACUGUCCCUGACUCCAGAUCACAACCAGUUUAUACUGCGCUGUCCCGCACUGUCUACACUCACAACAUGGACAGAGUCCAUGGUCCAGACCGAAAUAAGGGGGGACUAUGAGGAUAUGAUGAGAGCUGUCUCAGUUCUCAGAGACAAACUGCAGUUCACUCUGAGAGAGUUUAAACUGCCUGAAUUGGAGCCAUGCACCAGAGAGCACUUCAUCCGUUAUGCACAAGGCAUUACAAUGGACCCCAAAACUGCUCACGCAAAACUGUCUCUAUCUGAUCAAAACAGAACAGUCACACAUGUGGAUAAAGAUCUCGGAUAUCCUGAUGACCCGGAGAGGUUUGGUAGGUGGUGCCAGGUCAUGAGCAGAGAGAGUCUGACAGGCCGAUGUUACUGGGAGGUGGAGUGGAGCGCAGACUGUGGUGUUCGUAUAGCAGUGUCCUACAGAGACAUUAAGAGGCAAGGGAACUUCACUGAAUGUGUAUUUGGGAACAAUGAUAAAUCCUGGGCCUUAUACUGCGAGAAAGGCAGAUACUUGUUUUGGUUCCACCAUGUCAAGUCUAUGGUCUCAGGUCCAUUUUCCUCCAGAAUCGGGGUUUACCUGGACCACAGCGCUGGGACUCUUUCCUUUUAUAGUGUUAACGGUCAGAGCAUGAGCCUCCUCCACAGAGUCCACACAACCUUCACGCAGCCUCUGUUCGCUGGACUCCGAUUUAAUAAAUCUGGAGACACUGCCCAUUUCAUUAAACUCAAAUGA
Molecule: messenger RNA, 1662 nt
Organism: Boleophthalmus pectinirostris (great blue-spotted mudskipper)
Lineage: Eukaryota; Metazoa; Chordata; Actinopteri; Gobiiformes; Gobiidae
Product: tripartite motif-containing protein 16-like
Exons: 1
Coding region: 49-1662 (537 amino acids)
Molecular function (GO): protein binding; zinc ion binding
Source: RefSeq, a predicted model, not a curated record